Molecule: messenger RNA, 2375 nt
Organism: Arabidopsis thaliana (thale cress)
Lineage: Eukaryota; Viridiplantae; Streptophyta; Magnoliopsida; Brassicales; Brassicaceae
Gene: CRN
Product: Protein kinase superfamily protein
Exons: 3
Coding region: 1164-2294 (376 amino acids)
Cellular component (GO): endoplasmic reticulum membrane; plasma membrane
Molecular function (GO): ATP binding
Source: RefSeq, marked reviewed
GAAAACAAGACCUAACUUUGAAUAAAAGCACUACAGCAUAAAGCUUUUACCUUUAACAAAAAAAAUAUAAUAAUUUUUUACAAGGAAAAAGAAGAGAAAGCAAUUAUUCUCAGACAAACAAAGGAACCACUUUUGUAGGUGUAGUAGUAAUCUCACACGCUAAGACAAAAGUGCACAAAUUCUCGAGACUCUCUUCUAUCCAACGGUCCAUAUCUCACUAACCGCAUCUAAAUAACGGACAAGAUCUUCUUUUGGCUUCAGCUCUCUUUAGUCUUUACCUUCCCUCAAGCUCGGUACUCGAUGUCUUGCUUUCGGCCACUCAUGAAAGCAACGAGAGCUUCCCCUUUCAUCCGCCUACGUGGCUAUGGGACCCAGUCUAACCACGACCACCUGACAUCGUGGGCCCCACUGUAAGGCGGGAACCCCAUUUUUUUUUGGCUGUAAGUAACGGAUUCUCGGUCAUGCUUUUUUGUGAGGAUAGAGAGAGAGACUGAGAGAGAGAGAGAGUGUGUCACGGUCUCGCAGAUACUGUGUAUUGAAAAGAGAGUUCUAGAGAGAGAGUGUGUUAUGUGUGUGUGUGUGUGUGUGUGUGUGUGUGUGUGUGUUUGGUUACUGGGAUUAAUUGAGCUGAAACAGUUUGGAUAGUUUUGUUUGUUCUGUUUCAUCUUUCAACCACAGAUAUAGUAAUAUUGUGAAAACCCCUCAUUGAAGUUUGUUCUCUGCUCUCUCUUUUUGGGUUUAGCACUGAGUUUUGGGGUUUAUUUCGAGACAUACCCAUACAAAGUUUGAUACUUUUGUGUCCCCCCUUAUCAAGAAAAUUGUGGGGUUUUUUUUUUUUUUUAAUAAGCUUCCUUUAAAUUUUCAAUUUUUAUUUUGGAGGAAAAGAGUGAGAAUUUCAGAUAAGAAUCUAUGAGCCAAUGAUAUUCUAAUUCAUCUUCUUCGUGAAGAUUUUGAGUUGAAUUCCAUUUUCCUUUUUGUCUUGGUGGUUUCUCAUUGGUUUUCUCGAGAAUAUUUGUGGUUUUGGGAGAAGAGGCUUCACUGUAGCAUUGAAAAAGUCUUAAACUUUUCUGUGUCUUUUUAUGUAAGCUUUGAACAGCUUCACCUUUCUGGGUUUUCUCAGAUUGUGUCUAAUCUUGAAAAACCUUUUAUUCGUAGAAGCAGCAAUGAAGCAAAGAAGAAGAAGAAAUGGAUGUAGUAGUAGCAACACUAUCUCUCUACUCUUAUUAUUCUUCUUAGUCUUCUUUUCAAGAACAAGCACAAGUACAAGUUGUCGUAGAAGAACUGUUAAACACUUAUCCACAACUUCAACAUCAUCUACACCACUUGAAUCAAGAAUCACUUCCAAGGUUAUUGUGAUUAGUAUCGUCUCAGGGAUUUUAACAGGGUUGGUUUCAGCUUUGGUGUUAGCUUUCUUGGUUCGUAGCAUUGUCAAAUUCAUGAAACAGACGCCAAUUCUCAAAGGUCCAGUGGUGUUUUCUCCUAAGAUUACUCCUAAAUCUCUCCACGCAGCUCUCAGUAAUGUCAAGAGACUAGGCUCACUUGAAGGAGUUGGUUCACCAGAAAGUAGUAGUAGCAAGUCGGUUAAGAGAAGGUUGCAGAAGGAACUUGAGCUUCUUGCUGGGUUAAGGCAUAGGAACCUUAUGAGUUUACGAGCUUAUGUUCGCGAAUCUGAUGAGUUCUCUCUGGUCUAUGAUUACAUGCCUAAUGGUAGCCUUGAGGAUGUGAUGAAUAAAGUUAGAACGAAAGAGGUAGAGCUUGGAUGGGAGAUUAGGCUUAGAGUUGCAGUUGGAAUUGUGAAAGGGCUUCAGUAUCUUCAUUUCAGUUGUGAGACCCAGAUUCUUCAUUAUAACCUGAAACCUACAAAUGUGAUGUUGGAUUCUGAGUUUGAGCCUCGGCUUGCUGAUUGUGGAUUGGCCAAGAUCAUGCCUAGUUCACACACAGCGGUAUCUUGCUACUCUGCCCCUGAGUCCUCUCAAAGUAACAGAUACACAGACAAAAGCGACAUAUUCAGCUUUGGGAUGAUAUUGGGUGUUCUUUUAACCGGAAGAGACCCGACCCACCCGUUCUGCGAAGAGUCUGCAAGCGGAGGUAGCUUAGGACAGUGGCUGAAACAUUUACAACAGUCUGGGGAAGCACGAGAAGCAUUAGAUAAGACUAUUCUUGGAGAGGAAGUGGAGGAAGACGAAAUGUUAAUGGCUUUAAGAAUCACCAUCAUCUGCCUUUCUGACUUUCCGGCAGACCGGCCUUCAAGUGAUGAGCUUGUCCACAUGCUUACACAACUGCACAGCUUUUAGCCCAACGUACUUACAUGUAUCAAAACCUCUGUAAAACCAAUCCAGACAUCUGCAGUUGCAUCAAUAUAUUCUUUUUUCUUU